AUGGCUUCUGUCCAGGUACCCUCCAGGCACAAAGCCCUGGUGUAUGACAAUCCUGGUUCUAUCUCGACCAAGAUCGAAGAAAUCGAUACACCGAAACCUGGUGUUGGCGAAGUUCUGGUCAACUUGACACAUUCUGGCGUAUGCCAUUCGGACAUGGGAGUUAUGUGCAAUGUUUGGGCCUGGCUCCCUGCUCCCACACAGAAGGGUCAGGUCGGUGGUCAUGAAGGAGUGGGCACGGUUGCUGCCUUUGGACCCGGAACCGAAAGCUCGGGCCUGAAGAUUGGUGAUCGGGUUGGUAUCAAAUGGAUAUCUGCAGCCUGUGGCAAUUGCAUGCCUUGUCUGGCGGGAGCCGAAGCCAAUUGCACCUCGGCGAAGAUCUCCGGAUACUAUACUCCAGGGACAUUCCAGCAAUACGCACUUGCCCCCGCUCACUAUGUCACUCCAAUUCCUGACGGCCUACCCAGCGACAUGGCAGCACCAAUGUUAUGUGGUGGAGUGACCGUGUACGCGGCACUUUUGAAGACUGGAGCCAAACCUGGAGAUUUUGUUGUCAUCCCCGGCGCCGGAGGCGGCCUGGGUCAUCUGGCUCUCCAAAUCGGAGCCAAAGGAAUGGGAUUUCGAAUGAUUGGUAUCGACAUGGGAGAGAAGGAAAAAUUGGUCAAAGAUUGCGGGGCUGAGGUAUUCCUGGACUUGUCGAAAUACGGCCGGGACGAUGAAGGCACCAAGGAGCUUGUGGAAGAUGUCCGGGCCGCCGCUGGAGGUGUUGGCGCCUCUGCUGUGGUGGUUUGUACCGCUAGCAACGUCGCAUAUGCUCAAGGAUUAAGUUUCCUCAAGUUCAGAGGGACUCUGGUCUGUGUCGGUGUGCCAGAAGGAGCCCCAGUCCCCAUUGCAACAGCAGAUCCAGCGACGAUUUUGACCCGGGAAUUGCGGAUCGUCGGCAGCGCAGUUGGAAACAGAAAAGAGGCCAUCGAGACCUUGGAGAUGGCGUCACGGGGUGUAGUCAAAACACAUUUUGAACUCCAACCGAUGAGCAAAUUGACAGAGGUCUUCGAGAGGAUGGACAAGGGCAAAUUACUAGGAAGAGUUGUCCUAGAUCUGAGUGGAUGA
Messenger RNA from Rhinocladiella mackenziei CBS 650.93, 1107 nucleotides. RefSeq lists its product as uncharacterized. Gene Ontology annotation, molecular function: oxidoreductase activity. The transcript is spliced from 2 exons. The record is from RefSeq and is a predicted model, not a curated record. Bases 1 to 1107 code for a protein of 368 amino acids. NCBI's taxonomy places the organism in Eukaryota, Fungi, Ascomycota, Eurotiomycetes, Chaetothyriales, Herpotrichiellaceae.